Colletotrichum truncatum is the source of this 990-nucleotide messenger RNA. RefSeq names its product C6 transcription factor. Gene Ontology annotation, molecular function: DNA-binding transcription factor activity, RNA polymerase II-specific; DNA binding; zinc ion binding. Gene Ontology annotation, biological process: regulation of DNA-templated transcription; DNA-templated transcription. NCBI's taxonomy places the organism in Eukaryota, Fungi, Ascomycota, Sordariomycetes, Glomerellales, Glomerellaceae. The record is from RefSeq and is a predicted model, not a curated record.
AUGAUCACCGUCAACAAUACAGUUUCGCAACCAAGGGGAGCAACGAGGUCUUCUCUUGCCUGUCUACCCUGUCGAUCGCGGCAUCUAAAAUGUGACGGAAAGCAACCUCAAUGCAGCCGUUGUGUCGAGUUCGAGAAACCAUGUCACUACGCCCCAUCACGACGAGGGGGUCUGGAUCGUGCGGCUCUGGCGGAGCGGCGGAAGCGGCUUGCAGCAACCGAAGAUGAUGUUAGGUCAAGAAAUUCUUUGGAAUCUUCGGAAUUUCUUGUUUCGGAGCAGGAGAGCCAAGGACCCUCUUUAUCCAACAACUAUGACCUACCUGAAGGAAUUAUCUUUGGCAAUGGAACCCCUGGUUUUGGAUCGGCUGCAGUGCCUGACAUGGGCAUGAUCGACAUUACAACCGACAACUUGGUUGAUUCGUAUUACAAGAAUUUCCACAGUUUUCAUCCUUUUCCGCUGCCGAGAAAGCAGAUGCUACGGAUCUGCCAGGACCCUGAAAGACGGCUCAGUUUUGAACCACUAAUCUCUGCAAUGCGCCUGAUUGGCCAUAUUUACGCACAUCACAAAUGGUCUGAGUUCCUCAAAGAACAGCUGGAGGUCUGCAUUGCGCGAACACCCGCGCUGAAUCCAGUUCUGGUUCAGUGCCGCCUUUUGUAUUCCAUCGCUCUGUUUUGGUCUAGUUACAAAGAAGAGGCAAAAGUUCAAAUGGACGCUGCAGCAAAACUUGCUAUGGAGCUCCAAAUGCAUCGGAAAGAAUUUUCAAUGAAUCAUGGAAUGAACGACUCAGUGGUAGCGGAGUCUUGGCGAAGAACGUGGUGGAUGUUGUACAUUGUGGAUGCAUACUACGCCGGAACCUUGGGAACCAUGAACUUCACAGUUGUGGAUGUUGAGUCGACGGUGGAGCUUCCCUGUGAAGAAGCUGAAUACGAUUCAGGCGUGAGCAUUUGCAACAAUUCUAGAGUUUGCGUCAAGACCGCUUACCUUUUGUAG